AUGUACGAAAGGAAUAUAGGCACUCUCAUACUGAGAGUUCUGGUAUGGCUUGCUGCCUUUGCGAGCUUGGGUGCUGCACAGGGUAGCUCCUCGGCUAUCACCACAGCCCUUACAGAACUUCCUAAAUGCGCACUCCAAUGCCUUGCGGCUUCGAUCAAAGCCUCACCAUGUGCGAUAUCAGACGUAACGUGCCAGUGCACCAAUGCAGAACUGGUCUCAUCGGCCGAGCUCUGCGUCAUGACCAGCUGCACGGUCGAGCAGUCCCUCAUUGCCAAGAAUGUCACACAAACGAUGUGUGGUGCCCCGGUCAGAGACAAGACUACCGAAUAUAACAUCGUUUCCUGUACCUUGAUGGGCUUUGCUUGCGCCUUCGUGCUCAUCAGGCUUGGUUACAAGAAGUUUUUCACCCGCACCGAUCUGGGCCUGGAUGACUGGUUCAUUCUCCUUACAUUGUUGGUCUGUGUGCCAUCGGCUGUGAUCAACGUCGACUUGCUCACCGCCAACGGCCUCGGCAAGGAUAUCUGGACGCUCAAGCCAGACGAAAUUGGGGAUUUCGCGUUCGCUUUCUUUAUCAUAACGAUUCUCUAUUUCACAGAAGUGUUUGUGUUGAAACUAUCCCUGCUUUUCUUCUACCUGCGUAUUUUCCCUGGCAAGACUAUCCGACGAGUGAUUCUGGGUACCGUGGCCUUCGACGUUCUGUUUGGCAUUGGCUUCAUUGUCACAGCCCUCCUGCAGUGCCGGCCCAUCAGUUACAACUGGACCAACUGGCGUGGAGAAGGAGGAGGCCAAUGUAUCGACAUUAGUGCCGUGGCAUGGGCAAACGCAGCCGUCAGUAUUGCGUUGGACCUGUGGAUGCUAGCUAUUCCCCUAUCUCAACUUCGGGAGCUGAAAUUGCACUGGAAGAAGAAGAUAGGCGUGGCGAUGAUGUUUUGUGUUGGCACCUUCGUCACCGUCGUCAGCGCCAUCCGUCUUGCGUCUCUGGUCGAGUUCCGGGAGUCCACUAAUCUGACCUGGGACUAUUGGGGAGUGUCUCUCUGGUCCACGGUAGAGAUCACUGUCGGCAUUAUUUGCGCUUGCAUGCCAUCGAUGCGUCUGAUUCUUGUGCGCAUUGCACCCAAGGUCUUUGAUGUUUCGAUGGUACGGGCUUCACGCUAUUAUUACGCGAAGAGAGCGUCAGCAUACCCAGGGAAAUGGACUGAUCCGUCCACCCAACCAAGCGAGGCCUCGAAGAACAAGUCUGCCGCAUCAAGACAGUCAUGGAUGCCACCAAACGUCAGAACGAGCUGGCGUAUCAGCCGGUCACCCCAUGACAAAGUGUUCGUUGAUGGAGUUCUCUUUUCCAAGGUCUCGCCCUCCAAGCUCGAAGAGGAGGACCAAGGCAGGUUAGUGCCCAUGGAGGACAUGGAACCCAGCAAGUACGGAACAGACGUGCAGAUUUCCGGUGGCGCUAGUUCGCGGAACAGCACGCCGGAUCCGGGGUCUACAUCUAAGAUAUAG
Neoarthrinium moseri is the source of this 1497-nucleotide messenger RNA. RefSeq lists its product as uncharacterized. The transcript has 5 exons. The record is from RefSeq and is a predicted model, not a curated record. Bases 1 to 1497 code for a protein of 498 amino acids. NCBI's taxonomy places the organism in Eukaryota, Fungi, Ascomycota, Sordariomycetes, Amphisphaeriales, Apiosporaceae.